This is a messenger RNA of Platichthys flesus (European flounder), 4902 nucleotides long. RefSeq names its product SH3 domain binding kinase 1 (gene sbk1). NCBI's taxonomy places the organism in Eukaryota, Metazoa, Chordata, Actinopteri, Pleuronectiformes, Pleuronectidae. Gene Ontology annotation, molecular function: ATP binding; protein serine/threonine kinase activity. Bases 601 to 1914 code for a protein of 437 amino acids. The record is from RefSeq and is a predicted model, not a curated record. Gene Ontology annotation, biological process: peptidyl-serine phosphorylation; peptidyl-threonine phosphorylation. The transcript is spliced from 4 exons.
UUGGAUGGAGAGGGGACAUGUGGAUUUUCCCAUGCGCACUGCGGAGAGCCCACCCUAAGUGGGUUUGAAUGAAUGGGCUCGUCUGUGUGUGUGUGAGUGUGUGAGAGAGUGUGUGUGGCGCUGAACUGGGUCAUGCGGACUGCUGGAGGAGCGAAAGAUAAACACGCACCCGCCUCCCGCUGCUGCUGCUGCUGCUUGGCAGGUUGAGAUGGUGGGCGCUCAGAGGAGGGAUCCCAGCCUGUGUCCUCGACUCAGCACCAGAUGAUGGUGAUGAUGCUUUUUUUGAUUCAUUCCGCCUCCGAAGACACAAGUCAUCUUUUGUGGAGCUUCUCCACGAACUAAACCGGACAGGAGUCACCCGAGGCGGGCUACAGCCAAAGCGCAGCGAAGCACCGGACCUUCAGCCGUGCGGGCUUGGUCAGCCGUGAAAGUGCGAGGUGUUUGUUUUUGUUUUUCUUCUGUUUUAUUUUUUUUAUGGAGGACAUGCACAGUUUCCUCAGGUAACUUCCUUCGAACCGGGAGAUUCAUCCAGCAGAUCCUCUCAGAGCCCCGUGGAGGAUCAGUGCGGAGCGGAGCGCAGCGGCUCUGCUCGCCGGGCGGAUGCAGGACCAUGGAGGAGAGAGACAGGUCGCCAGCAGUCUGCCCCACAGCGUCAAGGCGAGCCUGUCGCUUUCUCCAUCGGGGCCGGGAAGGGCAGGCAGUGGCGGUGGGGGCUCCCCCACGGCCAAGAUGGACUACUGCGGAGGGGUGCCAGUGGAGGACAUGCAGGCCCUGGCCAUCACGUCUCUGUCGGCAUCAGACGUGGCCAAACAGUACGAGCACAUCCGGGAGCUGGGGAAGGGCACGUACGGCAAGGUGGACCUGGUGGCGCACCAAACCCAGGGCACCAAAAUGGCGCUAAAGUUUGUUACCAAGAACAAGACGAAGCUGAAGAGUUUCCUACGGGAGUACAGUCUAACAGGCUCACUUAGCUGCAGCCCUUUCAUCAUCAAAGUCCUGGACGUGCUGUUCGAGACGGAGGACAGCUACGUGUUUGGACAAGAAUAUGCCCCCGCUGGGGACCUCUUCGAUAUCAUCCCCCCACAGGUGGGUCUGCCAGAGGAAAUGGUCAAACGCUGCAUGCAACAACUGGGCUUGGCUCUGGACUUUAUGCACAGCAAAAACCUGGUGCAUCGGGACGUCAAGCCUGAGAAUGUGCUUUUGUUUGACCGAGAGUGCCGCCGCAUCAAGCUGGCAGACUUUGGCAUGACACGGCGGGUGGGCUGCCGUGUCAAACGGGUGAGCGGCACCAUCCCGUACACCGCACCAGAGGUGUGCCGUGCCAGUCGUUCUGAGGGAUUCCUCGUGACCACCAGUCUGGAUGUGUGGGCGUUCGGCGUGCUGGUGUUUUGUAUGCUGACGGGCAAUUUCCCCUGGGAGGCAGCUCUGCCGUCCGACGCCUUUUACGAGGAGUUUCGGCGCUGGCAGAAAGCAGGGUGUCCCGUGGGAACGUACCCGUCUCAGUGGCGCCGCUUCACUGAUGAUGCCUUGCGCAUGUUUCAAAGGCUGCUCGCCUCCGAGCCGGAAAAACGCUGCGGAGUCAAGGACGUCUUCUGCUUUGUCAAGUACGAGCUGGUAAGCGAGCUCAGGCGCAGAGCUUCUUGCCGGGCCAAGAGAAGCGAGAGGUCAAGCACGGGAACGUGCACUGGCAGUUGCACUUCCUCCUCUACCUCCUCUUCAUCACGUUCCUCCCACCGACACCCUGAGCCCUCCACCCCUCCCGGAACAUCCUGCCUGCGCCCAGCCCCUCUCAAACGCAGCGUUCUGUCUGACCCGCUGUCUCCCAGAGAGGAGCCCGGACAGCACCAGUCACCAGGCCGAGACAAGAACAAAAGCCAGAUGGUGAUGGCGACUGCCAUCGAAAUCUGCGUGUGACCACACUCAUGUUAGCGCUGGGGACGAGAUGGCUCGUCACGUAAUGACAAACUGUGAAGAGGUGUUAAUGACUCCUCCAGAGACUCCGGUGAAAAAGGAGAUGUACUCUAACCAUGGAAGAUUAGCUCAGGAUCACAUCCACUGCUGUGCAUAUGGACAUCAUCAAUCAGUGCUACACACUCUGACAGCUUUUCACCGGCACGCGCCGCUUCGGUUUUCAUUAGCGACCAAAGACUGCUUCUCACGCUGAAGAGCCAUACAGGCAGCGUACAGGCAGGCAGCGUACAGGCAGGCAGCGUACAGGCAGGCAGCAUACAGGCAGUCCGCUGAUGAUGCUCCUCUCUGCAGCUCAUUGUCUCGUCCACACAUUUGUGUUUUCUGCCCAUUCGCAGUGGUGGUGCUACUGAUUCUACAGUUAGAUAUUUGUCAUUUUUCACUCAUCAGUCCCUGUCUCUUUACUUUAGAGUUGACUUAUCUCCGAAUAUUAGCUCCAGGGAGGCCAAAGUGUCAUCUGAUGAUGCUGUUCACUCGGAGGCCGGUGAUCUGAGGGCAAUCCUCGCUACCACAUGCGUCUGCAAUUCCUCAGACUUCCUGCCAAUGCAUAUAUUCUGUUAAAGACAAAAAGAUAGUUAAAUGUAGCAGUUUGUAUGAGACGUCUUUUCAUGUAGGUGUCUAGACUGAGAUACAGACAUCAUCACCUCAGGACUGUUCUGUGGGUCACUUCCUUUUUCUUUUUUUUAUUAAUGAAAAUCCAUUGACUGGCUGGAAGACACAUCUGCCCCUUGUGAACUGGUCCAAAUGAGAUUCACUUCCAAUGGAACACAGUAGUAUACAGGGAUUGUACAUUAUCUGACUGAAAAGGGUGAUGGAGCGAAGAUUAUUGUUUCUUUUCUACCUGCUGUGUGUGUUUGGACAAGUGUGUGUGUGUUGCAAACGCUAAAGCACAAGAUUUUUGUAUAGGACACGAACCCUUAGAGAAAACUACGACUCUUUAUUGUAAAUAAUUGAAUAUUUCUAGGAGUGCACCGUAUCAUCAGGUAGUUCAACAAUGUAGCUAUUCUAAUUUUCUACAACGAAGAAAUGGAUUGUAGGGGGUUUACAUUAACUGUCGGGGCAGCGCACUGUAUGUAGCAGCAAAAUAUGACAGAAUGUACAGUUUAUCACAAGAAGUCAAAUAUACAGAUAUAUGAUCGAAAGCCUAUCACAGAUUAUUACACGGUAGCAGCUGCUGUUCUCUUUCUGUUUUCGCGGCCGAGACAUAUAAAGACAUCACUCAUUUCCUUUUCCUGUCCUUACCUUAGCAUAGGCGACAUCCAUUUUCUGUACACAAUUAUUGUGCGUCUUUGUUGCCGGUGAGUUCGGCCCAUUUUGUCUUUAUUCGCGGAGUCAAAGCAAGUCGACAGCAUACAAAUUAUUUUCCCAGUACCACAAAAGAUGCUCCAAUAUUUGAUUAUCUAGAUGCAACAUUAAAAACACAAUUCCCCGACUGCACGGAAUACGUUGUUACACCCCCCCCCCCCGUCCUCAGAUUGAAUUGAGUCUUCCUGCCUCUCUCUGGGAACCCCUCCAAACGAGCCAGUGGAAUAGCAGAGCCCAGGUGUUUUUGGUCUGGACGGAUGACCUCUGUGUCGGCCAUGGCGGCUCUGCUAACGGUUGACUGAUCCUGACCGGUGCACCGCUCCGGCUUCUGUUUCCAACAAGAUACUGCCAAUUAUCAAAGCAUCCAAAAAGCUAGGUAUGCUCAGUGUGAAUGGUUCAGUGCAUGCCCAUUACCAUUCGUUUUCUUGCUCGAAUUUCCUAACUGUUAUGUUUGUCAGGUGUGUGUGUGUGUGUAUGUGUGUGUGUGCUUUUUCUCACUUCUAAUUUCUCCACUCUUCCCCUGACAUCCCAUCAGCACUGUCGCUAUAGUGACAGUGCCACCAAUGCUCCUCUGGUUCAGCUUCUGUCCUCUUCUUGAACAUAGAGUCUAAUUGAACCCAGUUCAAACCUCCCCCCCUUCCCCCCUCCCCGUCAUCCGUGGUUCCUCAUGACAGCAGCUGGGCUUAUUAUAGUGGAUGACACAUACCUGCAGAAACACAUUCUCCUGUAUUCUGUGAGUUCACAAACCAAGGUCUUUAUCCACGUCGUUAAAAGUCUAUAUAAUUUUCUUUGUCUUUUUCAAGCUCUGCAAAGGUGAUCUAAUAAACUUACUGUGUGUUCAGAGGUAAUGGGUCCGUAGAUUGUAGUGGGAUGUCAAUCAUUCCAAAAGGACCUUCAUAUAUUACGUGCAAAAAGUCAAGUUUCACAGAAUAAGGCCAUGAAAUAUAACAUUGCAAAGCAUACAUCAUAUAACAUAAUGUGAUGCAUCAUGGGACAAAGUAUUAUGACGGGAGACAAAGAAACAUAAACCAUCAUAACAUGACGCAGCAUAAGAUGAUCGAUCUCAAUAUGACAAGUCAUAUAUAUGACACCUAAUGAGAUGACAAAUCAUAACAUCAUGCAGCACAACAGGACACAUUAUAACAUCAUGCAUUAUAACAACAAGCAUCAUAACAAGAAGCAUCGUAACAUGACGCAUUAUAAAAUUAAGUAUCAUAACACGACGCUUCAUAACAUCACCCAUCGCAAUAUGAUGCAUCAGAACAUGGUAACGUUGCAUGAGGAAAGACAACAUAACUUUUGUAUAAGUGCAAACCCCAACUUGUCAAGUUCCACGGUAUCAGGAUGGGAGCUGAGGCUUUGUUAUACAUCAUAGCAUCAUAAUUAGACUGCUAGCAAUGUUCACUGUUGUUUUUCCUGGACCGUCAUAACAGCAAUCGUCAAAUUUAAUGAGCUGUCAAUUUAUAUUCUAGAGAGUAGCCUUCCUUUUAUCCUGUCUAUCCUGAUCAAAGAUCAAACUGUUUUUCUGCCAGCAAGUGAUGUUGUAGAAUCUAAUGUAAAUACUGUACGUAUUGUGUCUCUAACAAAAUGGAAAAUUAGAAUAAAUGAAAUGUUAAUAUAUGUUGAAAU